AUGGCGAGACCCAUCAGCGCUCGGGGCCCAUUGUGCGUCUGCCACGCUUGCUCUUUAGCUCGCGAACACCACAAUGGGCUGGCUUGCGAUCGCGGGCGGACGCGCGGCGCCGUCGAGGCUGCCUGCUAUCUUCUCCAAAGUAGUUGGCUAGCGGAGGCGUUGCGUGGACGCUCGCUGCCACGGUCGUGCGGUGUCGUCCUUGCUUUCGGGCGGACGGCGGCACCGCGCGAUUCGUAG
Schizophyllum commune H4-8 is the source of this 237-nucleotide messenger RNA. RefSeq lists its product as uncharacterized. The record is from RefSeq and is a predicted model, not a curated record. The coding region runs from base 1 to 237 and encodes 78 amino acids. Lineage: Eukaryota; Fungi; Basidiomycota; Agaricomycetes; Agaricales; Schizophyllaceae. The transcript has a single exon.